Molecule: messenger RNA, 1230 nt
Organism: Cyclocybe aegerita
Lineage: Eukaryota; Fungi; Basidiomycota; Agaricomycetes; Agaricales; Hemipholiotaceae
Source: the annotation of a GenBank genome assembly
UGGACGACGAAAAGCGACAACAAGAUGACUGGGCAAGGAGCCGCAAGAACAGGCUACCCUCCUUCACAGAGGUCCUCUCCCGAAGAACAAGACCACCCGUUGAUCUUUUCAUGUUCUAGCUCUUCCUCCAGAGGGAAGGAGCAGAGGAUAUCCUCGACUUUUGGUUGGAUGUCCAGCAGCACGAGAAUCUGUGUCGGGCAUACUUCAAGGACGUUCGGAAGUCAGGGCGAACUAUCAAGGACGACUGGCCUCACUAUUGGGAUUACGCGAGGCGUAGAGGGUCCAUAUACGGAACGGUGGUUGGGCUGAACGAUGGAGGCGGAACGAAAAGGAGCACUGCGAGCACUGGUGAGCUUCUGACGGAGCAAGACAGGCGCAAUCUUGCCGCUGCAGGCGACGAGAAGGGUCAAGCACGCUCGACGAGCCCACGGCCACCGACGGACAACACACGCGUGGCAUCCGCCUCACCGGGCGAAGACCGUCCUCCUCGUUCCUCAACCCCCUUUUCCCUCUCUGGCCGCACCCCCACCCUCUUCAACAUGAAACGUGCUUCGCGAGCACCGACUAUCAUUCCUCGCUCAGCAGCCAUCACCCGCGUUGACCUCAUCGCUUCCGCUGAGCGCAUAUUUUACCGCUACUUAUCCCCCGCAGGUAACACUGUCAACUCUCCAGAGAACCAUGAGAUCUACCUUCCACCCGCUCUCCGCAUCCACAGCUUCCCCCUGAGCAGCCAGCGAGAACCGAAGUCCGAGACUGAGCUCGCUUUGAUGGCCCAAAUUCCUGAUAUUUUUCAUGCGCAAAAGGAAUAUUGCUUCCGAGCCAUGGAGCAAGACGCCUUCCCGCGCUUCCUGCGAUCCAAAGCCUUUGGCAAUUUGACCCCAAUCUCUGCGUUGGUCCGCCUCGUCCUUGGGCUUAUCAUACUUUGGAUCGGCCUGGCUGUGGGUUUCGCACUGAUAUUCCUCGAUGUGGAGCCGAAGUCGAAGAGAUUUUUCGUCUUCAUCCCCUUCUUCUUUGCAGUCCUUUUCCUCGUGUCACAUCAGUACGAGCUCGACCCCAUCCUCGUUUUCCUUGGCCAAUCAGAGACCACCCCUUUCCGCACACUCACCAUUCGCGAGCCCUAUGUCAGGAAACUGCUUAUGGGUCGCGCCAUCUGGGUCAGCGUCUUGGUCACGGCGUUCAUGACUGCAUUGACCCUGCUGUUCUGGGCCGUGCCCGGCCACCGCCUAUAGA